CACCUCACUGCCGCAGCACCUAUUUCCGGGGAACCGUGUUCGGCCUACACCGCUCCGGCUGUCUUCCUUCCGCCUCCCAUUGCCUUGUUCUUGCCAUGGCUUCUGCUGUAUUCCGGCUGCUGCAGCAAGGCCCUUGUCGCCUCUUGGCUCCGGUCGUCCCCACGCUGGCUCCUCCGGUUCGGGGAGUGAAGAAGGGAUUCCGUGCCGCCUUCCGCUUCCAGAAGGAGCUGGAGCGAUGGCGCCUGCUGCGCUGCCCGCCGCCGCCCGUGCGACGCUCAGAGAAGCCAAACUGGGAUUACCAUGCCGAGAUCCAAGCCUUUGGAGCUCGGUUACAAGAAACCUUUUCGUUGGACCUUCUCAAAACUGCGUUUAUCAAUACCUGCUACAUCAAAAGCGAAGAGGCCAAACGUCGGAACCUUGGCAUAGAGAAGGAAGCGGCUCUCCUGAAUCUUAAGGACAACCAGGAACUGUCAGAACAAGGGCUGUCUUUUUCGCAUCGGUGCCUCACGCAGUUUCUGGAAGAUGAGUUCCCAGACUUGCCCAGUGAAGGUGUCGAGAGUCUAGUUAACUUUCUCACUGGGGAGGCAGUUGUCUGUCACGUGGCCAGGAACUUGGCGGUGGAGCAGUUGACCCUCAGUGCGGAGUUUCCGGUCCCUCUGCCUGUGUUACGUCGGACUUUCUUUGCAGUGAUUGGAGCCCUGCUGCAGAGCAGUGGACCUGAGAGGGCCGCACUGUUCAUCAGGGACUUUUUAAUAACACAAAUGACGGGGAAAGAGCUCUUUGAGAUGUGGACCGUCGUCAAUCCCAUGGGACUCCUCGUAGAGGAACUGAAGAAGAGAAACAUUUCAGCUCCUGAGUCUAGACUCACCAGGCAGUCUGGAAGCACAACUGCUUUGCCUUUAUAUUUUGUUGGCUUAUACUGUGACAAAAAGCUGAUGGCAGAGGGACCUGGGGAAACUGUACUCGUCGCAGAGGAGGAAGCCGCGCGAGUGGCACUCAGGAAGCUCUACGGAUUCACGGAGGGCAGGCGGCCCUGGGACUACUCCAAGCCCAAAGAGAGCCCGAGAGCAGAGCAGACCAGCGUUGCCAGCUAGGCAGCAAGGGGGUACAGCAUCAUCAUGGAGCAAGGCAGUGAGACGGCAGAGGCGACAGCUCAGGGCACGGGGCAGUGCCCCGUUGCUCUUACUGUGCCCCUGCAGGUGGACAGGUGCUUUCAGGGGAUGGGUAUUUGUCUCACUUUUUUCUGUUUCUCUUACUUACUGGUUUAUUACUAUGUAUAAUUUGUAUAGCUAGGUGUAUUUUAUUCCCUCCAGCCUUGAAGUAUAGUCAAAUAUAUCAUAUGCGAAUUUCGUUGUAAUACAAAUAAAAAGCUAUUCUUUGA
Molecule: messenger RNA, 1381 nt
Organism: Apodemus sylvaticus (European woodmouse)
Lineage: Eukaryota; Metazoa; Chordata; Mammalia; Rodentia; Muridae
Gene: Mrpl44
Product: mitochondrial ribosomal protein L44
Exons: 4
Coding region: 96-1094 (332 amino acids)
Biological process (GO): regulation of gene expression; primary miRNA processing; rRNA processing
Cellular component (GO): nucleus
Molecular function (GO): ribonuclease III activity; double-stranded RNA binding
Source: RefSeq, a predicted model, not a curated record